UCCAGCGCUGCAGAGGGAGGGGGCGGCCCGGUCCGGCCCAGCUCUGCCCCCACGCCGGCCCGACCCCGGCCCAUCCCCAGCACAAGCCCUUAUCUGAUCCCGGCUCUGGGCUUAAGAGUCCUGGCCCUGCCCGUCGCACGGCUCUGCUCCUCACUCCUGCCCGCCCCGUCCGUCAUCUGUCCCGCUGGCCCGUCCGAGGGGCCACUCCACCUCGAACCCAAGAUGACGUCAGUGGCCAAGGUAUAUUACAGUCAGACCACUCAGACAGAAAGCCGGCCCAUAAUGGGCCCAGGAAUACGACGGCGGAGAGUCCUGACGAAAGAUGGUCGUAGCAACGUGCGAAUGGAGCAUAUCGCCGACAAGCGCUUCCUCUACCUCAAGGACCUAUGGACAACCUUCAUUGACAUGCAGUGGCGCUACAAGCUUCUGCUCUUCUCUGCUACUUUUGCAGGCACCUGGUUCCUCUUUGGCGUGGUGUGGUACCUGGUAGCUGUGGCCCAUGGGGACUUGUUGGAGCUGGGUCCCCCUGCCAACCACACCCCUUGUGUGGUACAGGUGCACACACUCACUGGAGCCUUCCUCUUCUCCCUUGAAUCCCAGACCACCAUUGGCUAUGGCUUCCGCUACAUCAGUGAGGAGUGCCCUCUGGCCAUCGUGCUUCUGAUUGCCCAACUGGUGCUCACCACCAUCCUGGAAAUCUUCAUCACUGGUACCUUCCUGGCAAAGAUCGCCCGGCCCAAGAAGCGAGCCGAGACCAUCCGUUUCAGCCAGCAUGCAGUUGUAGCCUCGCACAACGGGAAGCCCUGUCUUAUGAUCCGAGUUGCCAAUAUGCGUAAGAGCCUCCUCAUUGGCUGCCAGGUGACAGGCAAACUGCUUCAGACCCACCAGACCAAGGAGGGUGAGAACAUUCGGCUCAACCAGGUCAAUGUGACUUUCCAAGUCGACACGGCCUCUGACAGCCCGUUCCUCAUUCUUCCCCUGACUUUUUACCAUGUGGUGGAUGAGACCAGUCCCUUGAAAGACCUCCCUCUUCGCAGUGGCGAGGGUGACUUUGAGCUGGUGCUAAUUCUAAGUGGGACAGUGGAGUCCACCAGUGCCACCUGCCAGGUGCGCACUUCCUACCUGCCAGAGGAAAUCCUUUGGGGCUAUGAGUUCACACCUGCCAUCUCACUGUCAGCCAGUGGUAAAUACAUAGCUGACUUCAGUCUUUUUGACCAAGUUGUGAAAGUGGCGCCCCCUAGUGGCUUGCAUGACAGCACUGUACGCUAUGGAGACGCUGAAAAGCUUAAGUUGGAGGAGUCAUUAAGGGAGCAAGCCGAGAAGGAGGGCCCCGCCAUCAGUGUGCGCAUCAGCAACGUUUGAUGGCCUCUUCCCACCUCCCGAGCCCUCUGUUCUCUUCCUCUCUUUCCAUGCCCUGGGCAAGGGAUACUAUCUGGGUUCACUGCAACCCCAGAAGCACCCAUCCUUCACUCUCCCUUCUUUAAUCCAGAGGCCUGUCAGUAGUAUAGGCCGACUGGGGGUCCAAGUUUCUUCCUCCUGUCCCUUUUCACCUUCCCCUGCUUCUACCCUAAGGCACACAACUCCCUUAAGCCAGGAUGGGGGAAGGAGAGAGAAGAUUAGGCUGAAGUGGCUUAGAAGGCCUCAGCCAUGCUUGGAGACUCACAUUAAGAGGACCAUGUGGUUGGAUGGAUAGACUCCCCCCACCAGAAAGUUCGGUGACUUGAGGCUAGAGGCCCCCCAUCUCUGUGUUUCCAUCUAGCAAGUUCCCUAAGGCAAGACUCUAUGAUGGUUGCUUUGUGGUCUGUACCCUCAGAAAUAUAAGAAUCUGAAACCAUCUGUUUGGGCUCACUACCAACCCCUGUUGAAAGAAACCAGGGGUUGUCACAGUGUACUUAAUUUUCGCUGGUAACUCCUGACCAUAAUCUGGGCCCUUGGUCACCACUACUUUUCCCUUUCUAGUUUUCAAACAGAGCCUCUAGGAUAUAUAGUUCUUUCAUAGCUUCUAUUCUCAGAGAAUUGGGCUGGCUCUGAAAAACAGACAUAUACUCACAAUACCCACACCCACACCCAUCCUGGAUUCUGAACUCUCAGUUUUUGAGCUGUUGUCCAAAGCUUUGAAUCUGUCAUCCAGGCUGCUCUGGGAAGAUUUGUUUCCCUGUGUUCUGUGAAUGACAGGACCCUAGCCACUAUGUUCCCAUGAAUAAGUUUAGAGUCUAGGGCCCAUGAAGAGACUAAAAGAUAUUCCAGAUCACACUGUAUAUGGUCCUUCUUCCUUUUCCACCCAAUGCAGACACCUCUUUUAGAGAAAGGGAGGGAAUAUACAAGACCUUCCUGCUCUUAACAUCAAUGGGUAACUAAGACCAGAUUUACAGAGCAAAGACACCCCCCCCAAAAAAAAAGUUAAACCAACUCAACCAAGAGGGGGAUGGGUACAUUCUCAGAUUUCCAGGCUGAUGUACAGAAUUUGUGAUCCUUUGUGAAGGUUUGGGCUGGCACUAUUUUGUUACACCUCCUAGUUUCCUUCUGAAAAGUGCUAGUUACAUCAUUAGACAAUGCUGGGAGGGGAGAAAAUUAUACCUCCUGAUCAAAUAACCAUGGUUACCCUCAGCCAUUGCUGAGACUUUAUAUACAAUGAUGAAAAUCAGUGUUAUCUUUACUCUCCUCUGCAGUGGGAUAGUUUCAGGCAAGUUUAAAAGAUACUGUAAGAGAUAAGACAAAGGCCACUCCUUGUUCCCAGUGGGGACUGUGGUAGGAGUCAAGGAAGACCAUAUGGGCACCAGAAUUUUCUCUAAAGCCCCAAAUUCCACAAGUACUCCCUGGCCUCACUUAGGUACAAAGGGACCCCCACAGAGUGGUUUGGCAUAGAAUCCCUGUGUGAAUCUUGUUUAAGGGGUAUUCAGUUUUUACGAGAGACACACCUAUCAGAAUGUACGCAUGCUUCUAUGUGCAGAGCCUUGCAGAGAAACUCACAACACGGUGAGACUGGACCUACUUCAGCUGUGCAGUCCUCUUAAACACUGAUUUCUCCUUGAACGCAACUAACUGUAGCUUGGAAAGGAAGACCCUUCAGUCUCCUGUAAGCCCCAUCAUAACUCUCUGGGUCUCAUAAAAAUGAGGACCAGAGAAACUUGAAACUCUGAAAGAACAGAAGGCAAGGAGCCAGUUUCUGCACUCUCAACUUUAUUCAACAUUAAACUCACCUGAUGUCUUUCAGUGUAUAAGCACAAAAUACAGCAGUGUGUGUGUGUGUGUGUGUGUGUGUGUGUGUGUGUGUGUAGACUUCUUAUCUAUUGGCAAUUUGUCCUCUAUCUGCUUUCUUCUGCAUGCUGCUGCUUCCCUCCUGAAGGAAUGAUUUUCUUCCUUUUCCCUGCUGUCUAUUCUAAGCCCCCAGACUUUUCAGAUGCUUGGAUAACAAUGUAAGCAGAGAACAAUUCAUAGUUAAUGUUUUUUUUAACUUCCCCUACAAUUCCAAGCUUUGUUCUAAGUUGCACUUUAAAUCAUAUUGCCCUGUUAGUACAAUGUGGCAUCUUCCCCAAUGUGCCCCUUAUUCCCCAAGGAACAACUCCUCCCACCCCAAUCCUAGUUCUUUAGACUACAGCCUAUCUCCUCUGAUUUGGAGUUCUCUUUCAGACUAUAGGACUAGCUUUGUAAGCGGUCAAGUCUGGUGAGAAAUGGGCUAUAGACUUGGAAUGUCAGGCGAGAGCUGUAGGCACAGAUGUUAAGAGGGGAGAUUUCAGAGUGGGCAAAACAUCUGAUGGGGAAGGAUGCCAGAUUAUGAGUGUGAGAAAGGAAGGGGCUGGGGACCCAGUGAACUCAAUGAAAUCCUUGAGCCUCACUUGGGCCGGCAAACAAGACACAGUGGAGGUUUGUGGAAUUAACAUAUGAUACCUAAGAAAGGUUUAUCUAAAGAGAAAAAACAGAGAUAAUAUAUAGAGAUAUGUAUAAAGAUGUAUAUAUGCCCAAAUAUACUCAAUGUACAGAAAGGAAGUAUUCAGAGACUUUAGCAGAGGAGCAGGUAAUUUGCCCUGGUUGUGGAAGUAGAACCCGCAGAUUUUCAGACUUACCACCCGUGAUCCUGGUUUUCACAUGGACAUGAGACAGCUGAUGGAUUUCAGUUUUGAUGGUGGGAAGUGGGGGGAGAUGGAAGUUCCUCUUCAGAAAUAAUGAGGCAUCCAUCAAGGCUUUUGGUGAACCUGCACUGUUGACAGGACCAGGAAGAGAAGAGCUGGGAAGAAAUGGGAAAGGAAGAUGUUCUAUCCAUGGAAAUCUAGGAAAACUACUGCUUAUACUGUGUGUCCCAUCCCCAGCAGCAUCCCGCUACUGUAGCAAAUAAAUAAAUAAAUAAAU
Molecule: messenger RNA, 4347 nt
Organism: Chinchilla lanigera (long-tailed chinchilla)
Lineage: Eukaryota; Metazoa; Chordata; Mammalia; Rodentia; Chinchillidae
Gene: Kcnj10
Product: potassium channel, inwardly rectifying subfamily J, member 10
Exons: 2
Coding region: 223-1362 (379 amino acids)
Biological process (GO): regulation of monoatomic ion transmembrane transport; potassium ion import across plasma membrane
Cellular component (GO): plasma membrane
Molecular function (GO): inward rectifier potassium channel activity
Source: RefSeq, a predicted model, not a curated record